GCUUAUCGUACAAUUCUAUUCACCAGAAGCUGGUAGUCUGUCCGGGAAAUACCUCGUUUAUCCAUCGUCGCAUGCAAUCCAAUGCAUGAUCUUCGCGUUCUUUCGCUACCUUGCUCCCGGUUUCAAACAUUGUGGUUUUCCUGUUUUUAAUCUUUAACAAUUCUUGAUACGCUCUGUAGCCAAGUUUGGCGAAAAAGAAAAAAAAACAAACAAUGAUGUCACUACGACAAGGAGUUAAUUAUGAGACAUUUGUUAAUCGCUCCAUGAACUCAAAAUCCAGUUCAAUUAUUUUGAAAUGGAAUUUCUAGUUGCUGUUCGUUGAUGGGUAAAGUACAUGUCAUAAGGUAGCCGUAUUACAAUUACACUGGGGUGCGAUGAUUGAAUGAAGUGCACAGACCCAGAAACUUUGCGACGACUGGAGCAAGCUGGAGUUCUACCUAUCUUGUCGUGACACAGUUCCAUUCGCAAAUCACUAUAUCGCGUUUUGUUAAAUAGAGGUUAUCUAACGGGAUAAAGAUACUCGAUAUUCUCAAAAUCGCCGAGUUAUAUUUGUGCGGAGUGAGAAGAAGUGAAAAUCAAUCAUUUAGAAAGGUAUAUUUCUUCUUCAGUCACGAUCCAGUCGUCUCUUUCAGCCAUCUUCGUUUGAUCCUUUAUGACUUUAUCUGUUUUAUAUUUAGCUGAUCUACUGAAGCAUUACAAAGGGCUCAGAACAAUUCUGCAUUUCUGUGAAAUGCUUCUCUUUCGGGUUCGGCUCGAUUCGAUAAACCAAAGCGUCUAGCCAUUUAGGAGUUUAAAAUCCCGACAAAAUAAUGCAAAUUUCGAUUUGGAAUUCGUAUUAACCAUUGUUAAUAACCUUAGUAACAUCAUGCUCUGUUUACACAGCAUGCCAUAUCGUGACAUAUGUCUCUCAUGAGCCUCCCCAGCCCCCAAUACACCCGCUAAACGCCCUUAUAUUCUGUAUUUACUCAAAGCAACUUGCUUCACUGCACACGAAACCGACGAAAACAUAAACGUUGUUUUGGCUGAUGAGUAGCGCAAUUAUCAGCCAAGGGUCAGACAGUUGUAGCUCUCGUCGUCAAGCCGGCCGCAGUUGGUUUGUAAUUCAAAUGCAAUCUGAGGAAACGAGAGAAUGGCCGAUAGAACUGACGAGCCGCUAGAAGAUGCCAGAGCAAGCGCUAAGAACUUAGUUGUUGACAACGACAAGGAAGAAGCGGAACAGCUUACACCCGAGCAACGAAAGAAAGAGAAAAGAAAAAUCACCAAGAAUGUGUACGUGAUUAGCUUGGGUUUCCUGUUUCUCUUCACCGCCUUUCAAUCGCUUCAAAACUUACAGAGCAGUUUGAACAAAGAUGAGGGCCUGGGUCUAGCCUCGCUGAGUGUAAUUUAUGCAGCGCUGAUCCUGUCGUGUAUAUUCGUACCGCCCUUUGUGAUUGGUCGACUCGGAUGCAAGUGGACUUUGGUGUUAGCGAUGACUGGCUAUGUUUUAUACACCGUGGCUAAUUAUUACGCCAGGUGGGGAACUCUUAUCCCUGCGUCUAUCAUAAUCGGUAUUUGUGCGGCACCUCUCUGGUCGUCAAAAUGUGCCUACCUGACCACUACUGGAAUCCGUUACGCAGAGCUCAACCGUGAGACACAAGACGCUGUUGUGACUCGAUACUUCGGCAUAUUUUUCCUGAUCUUUCAGAGCGGCCAGAUCUGGGGGAAUCUUAUCUCGUCCCUUGUCCUUCAGCAGGGAGUGAACGACACCUUCCGUGAAAACGCCGACGAGGUGUGUGGAGCGCGGUUUUGUAGUAACCCUCCUAAAUUGACGAACGCCACGGACGAGUAUGACCGUAAACUGGUGAUCAGACUGCUGAGUAUUUACUUGGCCACAGGCGUGUUUGCAGUGCUUUUGAUAAUCGCGUUGCUUGACCGACUCACUGGGAGUCUGGACCGAAGAAAGGAGCAAGAGUCUGGAGCGAGCCUACUGAUCGCCACUGCAAAACACUUGACGGAUAUGCGCAUGCUUCUGGUGUUGCCGCUGACCAUGUUCAGUGGACUGGAACAGGCUUUUACGUUUGCCGACUUUACCGCGGCCUUCGUUACAUGUUCUCUCGGAAUCCAUCGUGUUGGAUUCGUGAUGAUCUGCUUUGGCGCUACCGACGCAUUCUUUUCUCUGACGCUUGGCCGCCUCACCAAGUACACUGGGAGAAUUCCUGUCUUCAUCAGUGGAGCGGUAAUUCAUAUCGCUGUCAUUACUGUCAUGUUAAUCUGGAGGCCUAACUACCACCUGGUCUGGGUGUUUUAUGUUAUUGCUGCGCUGUUGGGAUACUGUGAUGCAGUUUGGCAAACUCAGAUCAAUGCCAUGUACGGUGUGUUCUUUCACGAUAACCAAGAGGCCGCGUUCUCCAAUUACCGCCUGUGGGAAUCACUUGGCUUUGUGCUGGCCUUUGCGUACUCCAAAUAUCUGUGCAUCCACGUGAAGCUUAUCAUACUACUGGUGGUGUUAAUUGUCAGUUUGAUCGGGUAUUUCACCGCCGAGUAUGUCAACAAGUCGCGGAUCGACCAAGCGUAUUCUCUUGCAGACGGCAUGGCUCUGGAUGGUAGAAAAUCAGACCCGUCAGCUUGAUUUGGGGCGUGUGCUUAUGUAGCUUCAGAAAAGGAAGUAUCGAACUUCUCACGAGGCGCUAUAACGCUUUCAGUAUUAUAGUAAAUGGUUUAAACUCGGUCUUAGCGGGAGUUCGUACAGAGUGAUCAUCUGGGCGAGGGCCUGGGCCCAAAAGGAUGAUCACAUGUUCACAGUAAGCAGGCAGAUUAAUCCUGAUUAUUUUUUGUACAGAUUAUGAGAAGUUUAUUGUCCCUAUACGGAAUCCUAUACAAAAUACAAAAUAUAUAGAAUAUCUUUAAUGUUUCAUGUACUUUUUAUUUUUGGGUAAUUGCGUAAUUUGUAAUAAGCAUUAGAAUUAGCACGAUAAAUUGAACAAAGUGUCUAGUUUUGCUGGAUUUUUCAUGCAUGGUAUACAUAGGAGGCCUUACCAACGAGUCUAUAACUAUCUCGAACGUCCCAUGAUUAUGCUGUAUUAAUAAAUGAAGCAAAUGUUGAGGAAGGUGAUUUUUACACGCUUGAGGAAUAUAGCUGAGAUUACCGGA
Messenger RNA from Orbicella faveolata, 3129 nucleotides. RefSeq names its product N-acetylglucosamine transporter UNC93A-like. The record is from RefSeq and is a predicted model, not a curated record. Lineage: Eukaryota; Metazoa; Cnidaria; Anthozoa; Scleractinia; Merulinidae.